Messenger RNA from Hibiscus syriacus, 489 nucleotides. RefSeq lists its product as uncharacterized. The coding region runs from base 1 to 489 and encodes 162 amino acids. The record is from RefSeq and is a predicted model, not a curated record. The transcript is spliced from 2 exons. NCBI's taxonomy places the organism in Eukaryota, Viridiplantae, Streptophyta, Magnoliopsida, Malvales, Malvaceae.
AUGUAUUAUGCGCAUUAUUGUUGGGCGACAUUAACCGUACCUUAUGCAAUUAUAUCUAGUAGUCAAAGUGCUUUCAUCCCGGGAAGGUCCAUUGUUGACAACACCCUCAUGGUGCAAGAGUUGUUAUGUGGUUAUAGAAGACGUUCUCUUUAUCCACGUUGUUCUUUGAAAAUUGAUUUGCAUAAGGCUUUUGAUUCUAUUGAUUCAAAUUUUAUUUUGAGGAUAUUGGAUGCUUUGGGGAUGCCUCUUGUUAUGAUUGGUUGGAAUAAAGAGUGUAUUACCACUCCUAGAUCCUCUGUUUCCUUGAAUGGAGGCUUGCAGGGUUCUUUCAAGGGUGUGAGUAGUGGAGGUCUUGAGGAUAUCCUUGAUUCCAUGGGUGUUAAGAGGGGAUGCCUUUCUGUGAAGUAUUUGGGUAUUCCUCUUGUCUUGAAUAGGCUCUCUAUUCGUGACUGUACGCCGCUUAUUGAUAAGAUUACAGCUAAGCUUUAA